GCUGAUGUACACAAAGGCAUGCGGUCAGUAAUUGAAAUUCAGCAACAGAAUAAAGAUGUGCACUUGUUAUAAUAAGAAAUAUAUAUGAUUAAUAUAAUAUAAAUUAUUGAAAUAAACGUUUACGAAAUAUUGAUUAAUCUGUUUAAGUGAGCUUUCGAAAUAAGAAUGUUGCUCAAUGCAGUGCAAUUAUCGAUUAGAUCGAUUUGCGGCAUAAAUCUUUUGAGGUCAAUCAAUCUAAGGCCAAAUAUAAAAUGCAGAUAUACUAGGUGGGCUAGUCGGUCUCCUGUUGCGAUUGUCAAUGAACAUGAACUUUUUGAUGAAACGACUGAUACGAAGACAACAAAAACCAAAAUACCUGAAAAAGCUUUUAAAACACGUAAGGAGAAAUUUAAAACACGUAAGGAGAAAUCUAAAACACAGAAAGGAAAAGAAAAGAAAAAACAGGAGAUUCAAAAUAAAGUGGGAGAAACUAUUACCACAGAACAAGGAUACAAAUGUAUUAAAGCAGAUGACAGGCUUAUAAGCUCUUUAAUGAUAGAUGUCAAAACAAGAAACAAGAGAGAAAAAAAUAAUAAUAUGUUGUUAGAAGGUUUUCGUUUGAUUAAAGAUGCAGUUGAAGCAGGGACAAAACCAAAAGCCAUAUUCUUCAAUAGAAUAUCUGAAAUAUUACCAUUGUCACUAUCCAAGGAAGUAAAAUUGUAUAAAGUUCCAUAUCGUACAAUUCAGUUGUGGUCUAAUUUAACAACUUCUCCUGGAAUACUUGGAAUUUUUGAGAUCCCAGAUGUGACUGCCAAGCAACCUACUGAUAAUGCUAUACCUCUGACUAUUAUCUGCGAUAAUAUUAGAGACCCUGGAAAUUUAGGAACUAUUGUUAGAGCUGCUGCAGCAGUUGGUUGUGAAAAGCUGCUAUUAAUGAAAGGAUGUACAGAUUUAUGGGACACUAAAGUAUUACGCAGUGCUGUUGGUGCACAUUUUCGCAUACCAAUACAUACAUCUGUUUUAUGGGAUGAAAUUCCAACAUUAAUAAGCAACGAAUCGAUGAUGUUCCUAGCAGACAACAAUAUAACAUAUGAAAAUAAGUUAAAAGAUAAUAUGGUUAAUGCAGAAUCAGAUGUAAGUACUUUCAUCGAAGCUGACGAUAAUAAUAUGAAACAAGAUAAUUACGAUGCCAACAAUGGUCAAAUAGUUGAAAACGAUAAAUCAGAGGACGCGAUAGACGAAUUAGUAGAUAAAAAUAAAUCACACAAACCAACUGCAAAAACUAAAUUAUUAGUAAAAAAGUUAAUAUCUCAACUUCCAGUUGAACCUUAUUAUACGUUAGAUUUUACAAAGAAAGAAAUAGUACUUGUAAUUGGUGGGGAAACUGAGGGUGUAAGUCUCGAAUCAUGCAAAUUGCUCCAUGCGAGAAAUUGCAUUCGUGUCAAUGUACCGCUGACUAACGGCAUUGACAGUUUAAAUGUUGGUGUAGCUGUUGGUAUCGUUACAUUUGAAAUGAAAAGACAGUUUAUGACCAAAAAUAUAGAUGAUAAAUAAAAUUAUUUUUUUAUAUGAUA
Molecule: messenger RNA, 1553 nt
Organism: Cataglyphis hispanica
Lineage: Eukaryota; Metazoa; Arthropoda; Insecta; Hymenoptera; Formicidae
Product: rRNA methyltransferase 3, mitochondrial
Exons: 4
Coding region: 166-1533 (455 amino acids)
Biological process (GO): RNA processing
Molecular function (GO): RNA binding; RNA methyltransferase activity
Source: RefSeq, a predicted model, not a curated record